AUGAAGAUGAAGCUGAAGCUGAUGAAGCUAUCGCCGCCACAAGCACAACUGCAAGUGCAAGUGCAAGUGCAUUGGCUGCUCGUUCUCCUGCUUCUGCUCGUGCAACAGACCACACCCUUUGAGACAGACUGCGGCUGUCGAACGGGUCGUAGAAGUGGACGGAUUAUUUCAGGCGCUGCCACCAACGAGGGACAGUUUCCUUGGCAGGCAUCCUUGGAGCUGCUGCACCCAUCGCUGGGCUUCCUUGGUCAUUGGUGCGGUGCCGUACUCAUCCAUCAGUACUGGAUACUCUCAGCCGCACACUGUGUGCACAACGAUCUCUUUAACCUACCCAUUCCGCCGCUGUGGACGGUGGUUCUCGGUGAGCACGAUCGCAACUUUGAGUCGGGCAACGAGCAGCGUAUUCCCGUCGAGAAGAUUGUACUGCAUCAUCACUACCACAACUUUCGCCACGAUGUUGUGCUCAUGAAGCUAUCGAAGCCUGCGGAUCUCUCACGUUCCUCACACAUUCGUCGCAUUUGCUUGCCCUUCAUGCUGAGGGAACCGCAAGAGACGCCGGCUCCUCCACAGGAUGAUGUGCUAAGCCAGCAAUUGGAGUUUGACGAUGUGCCUGAAAAGAUUGACAAUUUUCUUCGCAGUGUGCAGAGUAGAAGACGUUACCGCAACGUCACAGCUCCCAGCUCAAUAGACAUGUCUAUGCGGGAACUGAUGAACAUGAAGAUACUAAAUCGAUUGCGUCAGGCAUUAAGGCAAUCGGAGCGUUCUCCGCGCAGCACAAAGCGCACAAGACGGCGCAACGACAAGCUAAUGAAACUCAAGCUGGAGUCGGAGGAUUCGGACUUGGGAGAGCGGGAUGAUCCCCGGAAUAUGCCUUUCUUUGACUGUGUGGCCACAGGUUGGGGCAAGGCGAACAUAAGUGGGGAUCUGUCCAAUGAGCUGCUUAAGACGCAAGUUCCGCUCCACCAGAAUCGUAGGUGCAAGGAUGCUUAUGGCAGCUUCGUCAACAUACAUGGCGGCCACCUCUGUGCUGGGCAGCUUAAUGGUCAGGGAGGCACUUGUGUCGGAGACUCAGGAGGUCCACUGCAGUGCCGCCUAUCUCGAGACGGUCCCUGGAUUCUUGCCGGCGUGACAUCCUUUGGUUCGGGCUGUGCCCUCGAGAACUUCCCCGAUGUCUAUCUGCGCAUCUCGUACUAUUUGAACUGGAUCGAAGACACGAUUGCCUCACAUUAG
Messenger RNA from Drosophila nasuta, 1230 nucleotides. RefSeq lists its product as uncharacterized. Gene Ontology annotation, biological process: proteolysis. Gene Ontology annotation, molecular function: serine-type endopeptidase activity. Bases 1 to 1230 code for a protein of 409 amino acids. The record is from RefSeq and is a predicted model, not a curated record. Lineage: Eukaryota; Metazoa; Arthropoda; Insecta; Diptera; Drosophilidae. The transcript has 4 exons.